This is a messenger RNA of Carlito syrichta (Philippine tarsier), 2535 nucleotides long. RefSeq names its product CD22 molecule (gene CD22). The transcript is spliced from 13 exons. The record is from RefSeq and is a predicted model, not a curated record. Bases 1 to 2535 code for a protein of 844 amino acids. NCBI's taxonomy places the organism in Eukaryota, Metazoa, Chordata, Mammalia, Primates, Tarsiidae.
AUGCGUCUCCUCGGCCCCUGGCUCCUGCUCCUGGUUCCAGAAUACUUGGCUUUCUCUGACUCAAAUAAAUGGACCUUCAAGCACCCUCCAACCCUCUACGCCUGGGAGGGGGCCUGCAUCUGGAUUCCCUGCUUCUAUAAAAUCCCAAGGCCGAAAGAGCUCCUGGAAAGCUACACCCUGUACCACAAUGCUGCCUAUAAUGAUACAACCAAGAACUACAGUGGGACCAUCCUCAUUACCAACACAAAGCCCGGGGAGUCUCCUUCUCAGCAGGGAAGGGUACGAUUCCUGGGGAACAAGAAUAAUAACUGCACCCUGAGUAUCCACCCAGUGCAAGCUCAAGACAGCGGUCAGCUGGGGCUGAGGAUGAUGACAAAGAAUGACAAAUGGAUGGAGAAUAUACACCUCAAUGUCUCUAAAAGGCCUUUUCCACCUCACAUCUACCUCCCUUCAGAAAUCUGGGAGUCCCGGGAAGUCACUCUGAUCUGCCUACUGAAUUUCACCUGCUUUGGGUACCAGAUCCAAUUGCAGUGGUCCCUGGAGGGGAAUCCUGUCACCUUGACCUCCCUUUCCACUGAGAACGUCUUCACCCGGAGUGAGCUCAAGUUCCAGCCGCAGUGGAGCCACCACGGGAAGAACCUGACCUGCAGGCUCUGGAGUGAUGUGGACGAGCGGGUGCUCUCUGAGGAAACGGUGCAGCUGGACAUAAAGCACUCCCCGAAGUUGGACAUCGAGGUCAGUCCCAGGGAAGCCACUGUAAUGGAGGGGGAGUCUGUGACAAUGUCUUGCGAGAUCACCAGCAGCAACCCAGAGUACCAGACAACAUCCUGGCUUAAGGAUGGGCUCCCACUGCGAGAGAAGACGCUCACGCUAACUCUGUCUCCAGUGGACAAGGAGAUGAGUGGGAAGUACCGCUGUGAAGCCUCCAAUGAUGUGGGCAGAGGAACGUCGAAAGAAGUGACUCUCGAAGUGUGGUAUGCUCCGAAACCAUCCAGGGUUCAGAUCCUCUCGUCACCAGUUCUCGAGGGAAAUAAAGUAGAGCUGAUUUGUACAUCACUGGCCAAUCCUCCGCCCACAAAUUACACAUGGUAUCACAAUGGGAAAGAUGUGCUGGGAAGGACAGAAAAGGAAUUCUGGAUUCCAGAUGUCCUUCCCUGGCAUGCUGGGAAUUAUUCCUGCUUGGCACAAAACAUUCAUGGUAUUGGAAAGAUUGGUCCGGAAGCUGAGCUGGAUGUUCAGUAUUCCCCCAAGAGUGUGACUACGGUGAUUCAAAACCCCACACCGAUUCGAGAAGGGGACAGUGUGACCCUUUCCUGUAACUACAAUUCCAGUAACCCUAGAGUUACCCGGUACGAAUGGAGCCCCAAAGGCUCCUGGAAUGAGCCAUCACCUGGGGUGCUGAUGAUCCAGAAAAUUGACUGGGACAUCAAAACAAUCACCUGUGCAGCCUGUAACAACUGGUGCUCGUGGGCUUCUCCUGUCAACCUGAAUGUCCAGUAUGCUCCCAGAGACGUAAGGAUCCUGAAGAUCAGUCCCCAUUCCGAGAUUCGCUCUGGGGACCGGGUCCUUCUUCAGUGUGACUUCUCAAGCAGCCACCCUGGAGAAGUCCACUUCUUCUGGAAGAGAAAUGGGAGCCUUCUGGGGGCAGGAAAAGAACUGCGCUUUGACUCCGUCACCCCAGAAGACGCUGGACAUUACAGCUGUUCGGUCAACAACUCCAUAGGGCAGACUGCGUCUCAGGUCUGGAUGCUCCAAGUGCUGUAUGCACCUAGGAGGCUGCGUGUGUCCAUGAACCCAGGGGAUAGAAUAAUGGAGGGGAAGAAAGCAGCCCUGACCUGUGAGAGUGAUGCCAACCCUCCCGUCUCCCAGUACAACUGGUUUGACUGGAAUAACCAAAACCUCCACCAUGGUGGCCAGACGCUGAGAUUGGAGCCAGUGAAGGUCCAGCACUCAGGCGCCUACCGGUGCCAGGGCACCAACUGGCUGGGCAUGGGCGAGUCGCCCCCCAGUACCCUCACUGUCUACUAUAGCCCAGAGACAAUCGGCAGGAGAGCAGCCCUGGGAAUCGGAAUCUGCCUGGCUGUCCUCAUCCUGGCAGUCUGGGGGCUCAAGCUCCAGCGAAGCUGGAAGAGGACUCAGAGCCAGCAGGGGCUUCAGGAGAAUUCCAGUGGUCAGAGCUUCUUUGUGAGAAAUAACAAGGUGAGAAGGGCUCCACUCUCUGAAGGCCCCCACUCCCUGGGAUGCUACAACCCAGUGAUGGAAGAUGCCAUUAGCUAUGCUGCCUUACGCUUUCCCGAGACUGACACACCACGAACUGGAGAUGCGGAAACCUCAGAGAUGCAGGGAGCUCCCCCAAACGGCGACAACACUGUCACUUAUUCGACGGUGCAGAAGCGUCGAGUGGGCGACUAUGAGAACGUGGCUCCGAAUAUUCCAGAAGACGAGGGGAUUCAUUACUCGGAGCUGAUUCAGUUUGGGGUUGGGGAGCGGCCUCGGGCCCAGGAAGACGUGGAAUAUGUGACCCUCAAGCACUGA